AUGCAGCAAUUCUCCCAGUCUUCCUCCACCUUUGCUCCUCCUCCCCAAGCUCCCAAACAACACCUUGAACCUGCAUUUCAACAGCUCACCUCCCCCAUCCAUCCCACCCCCUUCCCCAACCACGGUGAUCGCUUAGCGAUGCCGCGGAAUGGAGCAUAUAUGCACAUGGCUCCUCAAGGUCCUGGACCCAUGCAACCACCUCAGACUUUUGUCGGCUGGCCUCAGCCUGGAGAGUGGGAAGAUGAGACGGCGCCGGCAGAGGUCAAACACCGACGUCGGACUACACCGGAUCAAUUACGCGUGUUGGAGCACUGGUUCAAGGUCAAUCCGAAGCCGGACAAUAAUAUGCGAGAAUGGUUGGCUCUAGAGCUCGGGAUGACCAAACGGAACAUUCAGGUUUGGUUCCAGAACAGACGCGCCAAAGUCAAGAGUAUCGCACUGAAAGAACGAGCGGCGCAAGAAGGAGGGCUGAGAACACCGCCCAAAACUGCUCCGGCUCAGCUGUCCAAUGGGCCACGUCCUCCCUUGACAGGUCAGCUUGCUCCUCCGACGCAAGUCGGUCGAAGGGUCUCCUUCGCCGAUGCGGAUCAAUCCGUCGCUGGACACUUUGCAGCCCGCUCGCCAGGUCUUCGGAAGGGCAGUAUACCGUAUGCGAUACCGGAAGACUCCAUCUCUCCCAUUCAGUCUCGUCCUUCCGCCCUUCAUCUCGCCGCCAUGAACAAUUCACGGCGGGCAAGUGUACCCAAUGCUCAAACGGUACCUUCUGGUCCGUUCACUCCACCUCGUUUCACACCCAUCAGAGGUGCCGCCGGUGAGGUAGUACCAGUGGACAAACCGCUAGUGGUCCAAGACGCGAGCGCUACAGUGGCUCCCGCCGUUGCUCAACCCCAAUACACUGGUGCUCCAUACCCAUCUGGCAUCCCUCCUUUUACUCCCAACGGUCCACUCCCUUCGCCUGGCUUCCAAUUCGGAACUCAUGCUGGACCGGCCGGCGAGAUCCCACCUGGGUCUUGGUCAUGGAUGCCGAGAGAUAGAAUAGGUAGCAUGGCCAGUCUGAACACCUACACCACGGAUGGGACGACUGCGAGCGAGUGGGACAGCGAUUGGAUGGCGGCGAUACCGACUGGGUUUGAGCCAGAUAACCGUAGAGCCUCUGCUCCCGCCGAAUUGCUUCAACAAUUGGGGAUCCUGGGUCUCAACCCUAAUGUCCCACAGGUAAACGUCUCUACCGUCCCCGUGGACCCGAUGUCAGCCAGUUCGUCUGGCAUGGGAUCGAGUUCUUCGCCCAACUUUUACACACCUCCGUUCAACCUUCAUCCUCGGAGACAUUCAACGUCUCCAGCUUCCCCCGGAUCAGAGUCACCCACCAAAUAUUUUGAUCCACCAGCUCCCACAGCACCAGUGUAUCAAGCUGCGACGUCUUUGAACCCUGCCUUUCUCCGUCCGAACGAUAGAUCCAUCUCUGCCCCGGUCAUAGCUACCAUGUCGCCUGGUCCCGCCAUCCCCGGAUUCAACGAUUAUUCUAUCGAGGGUUUCGGGUCGACUUUGAGUGUCGUCAGUGAGAAACCCGGUACGGAGGAUAGGGAAGAUGGCACCGGGUACUUUGGCUUGAGCGGGACCUCGGUGGACCCCGUCAAUGUCAUGGGGUAG
Molecule: messenger RNA, 1650 nt
Organism: Kockovaella imperatae
Lineage: Eukaryota; Fungi; Basidiomycota; Tremellomycetes; Tremellales; Cuniculitremaceae
Exons: 4
Coding region: 1-1650 (549 amino acids)
Biological process (GO): regulation of transcription by RNA polymerase II; cell differentiation
Molecular function (GO): DNA-binding transcription factor activity, RNA polymerase II-specific; RNA polymerase II cis-regulatory region sequence-specific DNA binding
Source: RefSeq, a predicted model, not a curated record